AUGUUCCCAAAAUAUUUGAAAUUUUUUGUGGGCCUCAUAUGGACCUUGUCGUGUCCGGUAUAUGCCAUAGCUCAUGCCCAACUGGAUCUACCACCUCUGCCCACCCCAAGACCACAGAUUUUCUACAAUGGCUAUACAGUAUCAACAACACCCGCCCAGGCCUUAGGUGAUUUAGAUCGAGAUCAACGAUUCGGGCCACCCUAUGCGGAUGAUGGCAAUAAUGAUGAUGGUUCAGAUGAUUUUAGGAAUGGUCAAACCUACGAUGAGCGAAUGCGUUACGGUUUCAAUUAUCGUUCGAAUUUCACCUUUCCCUCGGAUUCGCCGUUCAGUGAUAAAAAUGUCUACAACACCCAGACUCUGCAGAAUGAUCGUUAUGGUAAUCGGAAUUAUGAUAACAACCCUCUGAAUCAUCAAACCUACAACGAUCGCUAUGGUCAGAAUGCCCUGAAUUUGGCCAAUCAACUGCAACAACAACAGCAGCAGCAGCAACAACAACAACAAAAUAAUCGUUAUAAUUAUGCCAACAAUAACAACAACUACAACAAUAAUGGAAAUUUGGGAGGCCUAGGACAAUAG
Musca vetustissima is the source of this 576-nucleotide messenger RNA. RefSeq names its product GATA zinc finger domain-containing protein 14-like. The coding region runs from base 1 to 576 and encodes 191 amino acids. The transcript is spliced from 2 exons. The record is from RefSeq and is a predicted model, not a curated record. NCBI's taxonomy places the organism in Eukaryota, Metazoa, Arthropoda, Insecta, Diptera, Muscidae.